Molecule: messenger RNA, 2522 nt
Organism: Sycon ciliatum
Lineage: Eukaryota; Metazoa; Porifera; Calcarea; Leucosolenida; Sycettidae
Product: nuclear speckle splicing regulatory protein 1-like
Exons: 7
Coding region: 289-1380 (363 amino acids)
Biological process (GO): regulation of alternative mRNA splicing, via spliceosome
Source: RefSeq, a predicted model, not a curated record
UGACAAUUAUUUUAUGAGUACGAGUUACUAUUUCCCUGCUAUCUGGACUUCAAAGAAGAAAGUACUGUUCGUGAUCGCGUCGUGUUCAUCUGUACCUGCAACUGUCGAACUUCGCAGUGUGAUGAGAUAGAAGUUGACGCUGUUCUAUCCUUGUGAUCGAGCGGACACCUCUGUGGAUAUUGUAAAAUUAAAUACAACUGUCAAAAAGUCGUCCCCCUGAAAUCUCACUGCGUUUGGAAACUGCGCGUGUGUUUGGAAUUAUUUGGAAUUCCAAUUCUCAGCAGAAGGAUGGCCGCACCGAAGAAAUAUGGCCUGAUCAUACCCAAGUCCAAGCAGCAGGCUGUCAAGAAACCAAUGAUCAAGCCCAGCUCAGCGUUCGGUGAUGACAGCGAUGAUGAGAACCCUGGCGCCAUCAAGGCGUCCAUCAACCGUUCUCUCCUGCAAGAGUCGGGCAAGAAAGCGACCAAUCGAGAGGCAAAGAUAGUGAUGUCGCGAGCAUUGGAACAGGACCCCAGUGUUUACCAGUACGAUGAAGUAUAUGAUAAGAUGACCAAUGAUAGGCAUUGUGUUGCUGAGGCUAAGAAAGGGCCAAAGGACAGAAAGCCAAAGUACGUACAUCAGCUGUUGAAGAACGCCGCUGCCCGCAAGUUAGAUGACGAGAGACGGCAAGAGAGGCAGGCACAUCGCGAACGUGAGAAGGAGGGCGAUGAGUUUGGCGACAAGGAUGCCUACAUCACUCCCAGCUUCUUGAAGAAACAGGCUGAGCUGAAGGCAGCAGAGGAAGCGGCGCGGCGGAAGGAGGCUGCAGAUGCUGCCAAUGACGUCACGCAGAAGGGAAACCUGAACGACUUCUAUCGUAACCUGCUCACUCGCAAGACGUCGUCCGGUGGCCAGUGGUCCAAACUGGAGUCCACAGAAGGAAAACCGUCAGCCGGACCCAAGAAGACUCCAUCAGCAGCAACAUCUAAACAAGAAGGUGAUGCACCAGAGCGACGCACACCAGCUGCAGGCACAACACAGCACCAUGACGACGAUGAUGAUCAUGCUGAUCAAGAUGACGCCGACGACGCCGAUGAUCGAGACGACGACCAGAAGUCGUCAUCGUCCGGAGAAGAAAGCGAAUCCGAGGUUGAGGCUGAGGAGAUCGAGGCCGCCAUGGAACAGGUCAAGUCCAAGGCGGACCGGGAGGCAGAGGAACUCCUCGCCAAGAAGCGUGCCCGCGAAGAGCUGCAGAAGAAGCGCCAAGCAGAGGAGGCUGCUGAAGGCCCAGCGGCCAAGCUGGAUCGGCGCAACGACGAUACAUCCAUCUUGUCCGCACGAGAGCGCUACCUGCAGCGGAAACGCGAGCAGGCGGCCAAGGUGUCCGUGGCGCCCGAGUGAGCGCGGCGCCGGGCACGAGCGGAACCAUGUGUCCGUCCGUUCCUUCGCUCGCUCGCGCUACCGCCGUCUGAUUCUGUGUUGGUAUCGCUUGUGCUUUCUUGCAUACUGUGUCACUCAGGAACCCCCCAGAAUUGCUGUACUGGAAACGUUUCGCCGACGUCUCGCCAUGUGUUCGUUCCUUCGCUCACACGACCAUCGUCUGAUUCUCUGAUGGUAUUGCUUAUGCACUGUUGGGACACAGUGUCACUGAGGAGCCUGGCUCCCUAGAACUGUCGCCGUACUGGAAACACACUUUACCGACGUCUGUACGUGGUGGACCCUUUUCCCAGCUUGCCUCCAGGAUCGUGCGUAGAAUCUUUCUGCGCGCCACUGCACCUGCAAGCAUAGCAGUGGACAUAACAUUCUACCUCCGCUUACAAAUACCGUAUGUCAGCAGCGCCUUUAAAGCCAUGGCCGUAUAAUUAUUCGAAGCACCGCUGCUUUCCUAGCUACAAGUAUUUUAGAUGCGAAAUGACUCACCCGCUACGCCAUGCCAUAAAAGUCAAAGUCCACACAGAAAUUUCAAUCUAAAUCCACUUGUUCACCUUUCCUGCUGGGAUGUAAGUUUGUUAGUAUAGUACUUAUUCCUUCAACUUUACAAAACAUGCUUCAAAUGUCAUUAAUUUUUCAUUUAUGAAGCCCAUGGAUUUGCUCGAUAAUCGAAUAGUAUUAUACCUUCAUGGCUUUAAAGGUGCGGGCGGACAGACAGUAUGCAACAGCAGAGACCGGGAUUUUGUGUAUUUGCCAUAGCAGAGACAUGCAUCUUGCGCACUUGCAUGGUUCCCACUAGCAAUGUUUCUAUACAACGAAGCGUAUAUCUUGAAUUUUGGUCUUUUGCCCGCAUGCACCUUCUGUUUGUGCAUGGUUUCUGCUGGAAAUUUCUAUUCGACUACUACAGUGGAGAUCGGAUAUAACGGCCUUGCAUAUAACUUGAUAUAAGUAAUAACGGCAGAUUGAGUUUAGCGACACGAUUAUGUUGCCCAAGUCGUUUAGUAAGUCCUUUGUGAAGAUUGGGUUUAGUGACAGAUCGAAUAUAGUGACAUUUUGUUCUCUUCCGAAGGAGUGUUGUUAUAUCCAAUCUCCACAAUACUAGACCUUUUUUU